This is a messenger RNA of Coccinella septempunctata (seven-spotted ladybird), 535 nucleotides long. RefSeq lists its product as uncharacterized. Lineage: Eukaryota; Metazoa; Arthropoda; Insecta; Coleoptera; Coccinellidae. The coding region runs from base 224 to 535 and encodes 103 amino acids. The transcript is spliced from 2 exons. The record is from RefSeq and is a predicted model, not a curated record.
CAACGUCGCUUUAAAAUUUCGAUGCCUUUUUGCAAUUCUGGAAAAUAUUUAUCGUUGUUAUUCUAGAAACAAUUUGUAAUGUAGCAAAAAUGAUAAAUUUGAACUCCGCCGUUUACUACAUCAUUGCAGGAGAGUGGGGGUUCGCGCGUAAACUGCCAAAUGACAGGUAGGUACUUGAAGGGAAAAAUUCAGGUACAUAUUUAAAUUCUAUUCGUAUGGUUCGAUGAGUGAAGUUGAUCAUAUUUUUCUUGAAGUUGAAGUUGGAAAUGAACUUUUGUGUCCUGUGAAAACAAAUUUGUCUUUGGAAAUUUCGAAAAUGUCUUGCUGGGAAACAUUCAUCCUACCAACGAAGAUAGCACUGUCCACCGUUGAAAAACUUGAGUACUGCCAAGAGGACGACCUUCAAAAAUUGGUGGUGAUAGAAAACCUAAUGAAACAAAAUGAGAGUGUCCACAGACGUGUAGAAGACAUCAGAUAUUAUGCCAGUACUGAAUCGAAAACAUCAUCGAUUCAAACGAAAAAUUGGCGAUUCUAA